Molecule: messenger RNA, 624 nt
Organism: Manis pentadactyla (Chinese pangolin)
Lineage: Eukaryota; Metazoa; Chordata; Mammalia; Pholidota; Manidae
Gene: NANOGNB
Product: NANOG neighbor homeobox
Exons: 4
Coding region: 1-624 (207 amino acids)
Molecular function (GO): DNA binding
Source: RefSeq, a predicted model, not a curated record
AUGACGGAUUUUGCUGUACAGAAACAACAAGAUAUGCCUUGUGAUCAAAGUCCAAAGCAAUCAAAUAGGAAUCAUGGUGAAGAUGAAAGAAGGGGAAAGAAAAUACGGAGAGAAGAGGAGAAGGCAGAAGAGAAACUGGAAGAGGAACAAGAAAAGGAGGAAAAAGAGGAAAAUGAGGUUCAAAAUUCCCAGAAAAAAUUAGUCAGCAAACCUCUCAUGGACACUCUCUGGGCAACAUUUAAGUUAAACAACUGCCCCACAAUAGGAAAUAGUCUGUCACUUGCAUUUGAAUUUGGCAUGACAGGAAAACAGAUAACACAAUGGUUUUAUAACAAGAGGAAGAAAUACCAUAAAGAAAUGAGCAAGCGUAAAUACAAGAAAAGAUGUAAGAGGAUUCUGGAACGGAAAAAGCGCUGUGAUCCCUCCUGCCGGGCGGAAGCGGCAGCAAGGCGGAACCCAGCGGCGGGCGCCCCUGCUCGCGGCCGGAGCCGGAAGGGGCGCGGCACCCCGGCGCGGACGCGGGGCCUGGAGCCAGCCGGCAGUGCUGAGCCCUCCCGGCGCAGCCCGGGUCUGGCGGCGGCUCUUAGGGACGGGGACGGCUGCCGCUCGUGGGCCCCGCCUUAG